This is a messenger RNA of Hemibagrus wyckioides, 2276 nucleotides long. RefSeq names its product interleukin 4 receptor, tandem duplicate 1 (gene il4r.1). The record is from RefSeq and is a predicted model, not a curated record. Gene Ontology annotation, cellular component: external side of plasma membrane; membrane. The transcript is spliced from 10 exons. The coding region runs from base 245 to 1828 and encodes 527 amino acids. Gene Ontology annotation, molecular function: protein binding; cytokine receptor activity. Gene Ontology annotation, biological process: immunoglobulin mediated immune response; cytokine-mediated signaling pathway; production of molecular mediator involved in inflammatory response. Lineage: Eukaryota; Metazoa; Chordata; Actinopteri; Siluriformes; Bagridae.
UGUUGCUCAGUUGUUCCAGUAAAAGCAGAAAAAAACACACCCACUCUGCCCAGUCCCAUAAUGGGGAAGUGAGCUGAGGCUUUCGGUUGUUUCCAAAACCAGCCAUCAGUGCGACACAAAGUCAGCUCUCGGUUAAAACAGAAAGCUUGUUGUAUGUAAGACAGACGAACGAAACCGAUAGAUCUGCCUUUCAGCGGUGAAUCCUGGAAUAAUUUGGAAAUCAUUUGACCCAACGCCAGUUAGGAUGUGUGCCUUAAUCCUCAUCCUGCAGUUAGGCCUUUUAAUCAGUUUAGACUUUACUGAGUCUUCUGGAUUUCAUACCACAAGAGCAGAGCCUGAACUGGACCUGGAAUGCCUGAACGAUUUCAUAAAAGAGAUGAUGUGCACUUUGAAUUCAGACCAAGCGGUCAGCUGCUCCGACUACAGUCUCACUGAGUAUAUAUACGAGUCAACACUUACUUGUCAUUUAAAGCAACUCGAUUCCAACACAUGUGAAUGCACAGUGCAUGUGGAGGAGGGCUUUGUUUUGAAAGAGCAAUACAAGGUCGAAGUGUGGAGAAAGAAAAACUUGUUGUUCACUAAAAAAUUCAGUACUACAGAAAGCAUUAAGCCUAAGAGACCUGAACAGCUGUCAGUCAGCCAAACACCGAUCGGAAACUUUCUCGUUGCUUGGGACACGAUGUAUAGCACAGACGAAAUAUUCAGUCCUACCCUGAUUUCGGAGCUGACUUACUAUAUCGAAGGAAAGAAAGGAAGCAAAAGAACUGUCACUGUAUCGAGCCAGUUUGAAUAUGAGCUUGUAGGCAGGAACCUUGAGUCAAAUUCCAACUAUAUUGUGAUUACAAGAAUAAGAUCGCUCUUAAACAAAAGAUUCAGUGACUACAGCGAUCCGUGUAGAUUUUCCACACCCUCAUCUUCGAAGGACAUUCUCAGGAUAAUAAUUCCCGUCAUAAGUAUAAUUCUGAUCAUCAGCAUUUUCCUCUUCUACUACUUAUGCAACAAGAUACUGAAAGGUUGGUGGGACAAGAUUCCUAAUCCGAAAAUAGCUUCUAGUUUUGUGAAACAGGUCCCAAACUUGCUGUCGUUUCAAAACGAGUUCUCCCCUGUCCAUCUCGAGUCUUCAAAGCUGAUGCACUAUGGGGAUAAGAUAUGGCCCGUGUCUUCUCCUGUAGACAUCAGACGUGAAAAUAGCCUCAACAGCCUCGAUAAAGAUUCAUCGGGAGUGAGUUACAGCCAAACAGGAAUUCAGGUUUUGGACGAAAACAGCCUUGAAAAUAUCGCUAAUGGGAAAAAAUCUCAGUCAACAAUCAACGGGAUACCCAUGUCGAAACAUUAUUAUCAAAACUCCGAUUUCAAGGUAAACAACACAACCACUGAACUCUCUAAGUAUGACUUUCCUCCUCUGGAUAAACACCUAGACCCGAUAAAGAUAGACACAGAGUACAGCCCGUGUACCCUGUGUACUGCAAGCUCAGGGUCUGAAAACACCUCCCCGAGUCAGUUCACACCCUCCAGCAGCGAGAUUACUGUGGUUUACGGAUAUAAGAGCAUUAGUAGUCUCCUUGAUAGUGCAUCUGAGUGCCAAUCAGUUAACAGCUCUCAUAAUGAUGAUAAUCAGUUCCCGGAGAAGCUCAUGAACAGCAAGAACAUUCCCUUAGAAAGCCCCAUCAUCCCAGUGGAGAACGAAUAUAAAGAUCUUCAUAGCUUACUCUGUAAUUCCGAAGAACAACAAAGCAUCAUCGCUGCUCCUGAAAUAAAACAGCUCGGUGGCCUGGACUUACAUACAUCUCCAGGUAUUGAAAUCGACUGUUCCUAUCACAGGGUUUGAAGUCGCAGUUCGGAAAGAGAAUUUCCAUGAUUCCAUUGAAUGUCUGCCGUCGUUUUCUAGCAAUUUAGCGGCGAGAUCAGGCUUAAAAAAUAACAAAGUGCGUAAUCAUACUACACACUUGCGGACAGCUUGAUGAACACCGCAGCCUCAUUAUCCAGAUGUUCCCUGAGAUCCGCUGUUUAAGCUCCGUAAGUAUGGGAGUUUUCCAGGUGACAUUUUUUUUUUUUUAUGUUUCAAACUAUAGCAAUAUCAAUGACAUGAAUUUAAGUUUAACUGUACAAAUGCUUACUCUUGCUUAAAGUGUUGCACUGUAUUGCAUGGCUAUCGUUGCGUUUUACUUCGGCACAGCAUUUAAGCAAUGCAGUAAUCAUAACUAAUGCAUGCAGCUAAUGACUCAACAGUAAAAUGUCAAACGCUAAAGCAGAAAUACAGCUGACGGUUGAAUGUU